AUGUCGGCCACAAAGACGUGCAACAUUGUGGCGUGCAUUGUGGCUGUUGGCGAGUCGGGCGCGUCGGCUGCAGCGGGGAAGGUCAAGCGCGCAGUAGAGGUCAUCGAUGGGGCAUGGGCAGGAGAGUGCUGCGCGGUCGGCGCAGCGGCCGAGGCUGUGGCCGCCGCCUGUGCAGCCGCCGCCGAUGCAGGCGCUGCAGGUGCGCUGGUGGUGGCGAUGGCCGAUGCUAGCGAGACCAGUGUUCAGAGUGUGCUGCAGAUUCUUGUGCAUGUCAAGCGCACAGAGCCCGGAUGGCUGCGGGUGGUGUGGAGCGAGGAGGGCAGCGAAUCGGCAGAGAUUCGUCUUGCGCUCUGCCGCGGCGGGGCGGCUAUGGUGACAGCCAGCGCUACGGCGCUGGACGAGGCGCUGACUCUAGCAGGUGGCGAUGCAGCAGCGCGUAGCGAAGAUCAAGGCGUUGCGUGCCCUUUCUGCGGGGUGAACGGAUUUGAUGAGCUCGGGCUCUGGGCGCACGUCCCACUCUUCCACAUGGUUGAGCGCAACGAAGUCAGCGGCAGCCGAUGCCCGCUCUGCCCUCGGAAGCGGCUGGACGAUCCGUUUCCGGUGCAUCUCUUUACCAAGCACUACCCGCCACACUUGCCACCACAUGAGGAGAACGCGCAACCUGGGCUGCUGUACGCGUUUGCGCUGGUAGUGGUAGUGCGACCGGUCGACGGGGCCAUCCUGGUGGUGCAAGAGUUUGACGAUCAGGGCUUCUGGUUGCCAGGCGGACGGGUGGACCCCGGCGAGGGGCUGGCAGCGGCAGCGGUGCGCGAGACCCGCGAGGAGGCAGGCAUCGACGUACGCCUGACUGGCAUCCUCCGAAUGGAGUUCUUUCCGAGGCCGCGAUACGUCCGGCAGCGGAUCGUAUUUCUGGCCGAGGUCGAAGACCCGAACCAACGGCCCAAGACGGUGCCGGACUUUCAGUCUGCGGGCGCAGCGUGGGCGACGCUCGACGAGCUGCGCCAGGUUUCGCUGCGCGGCUCGGAACCGCUGGUGUGGGCGACGUAUCUCUCGCGCGGCGGGAGAGCGAGUCCUUUGAGCCUCUUGCACGAAGCCGGCGGUGGGCUGCCUCCAGGAGUCACCAACGACGAUAUUGCCUCGUACAAAACGCGCCGCUGA
Messenger RNA from Thecamonas trahens ATCC 50062, 1158 nucleotides. RefSeq names its product NUDIX hydrolase. Gene Ontology annotation, biological process: AMP biosynthetic process; ATP biosynthetic process. The transcript has a single exon. Gene Ontology annotation, molecular function: bis(5'-nucleosyl)-tetraphosphatase (asymmetrical) activity. Lineage: Eukaryota; Apusomonadida; Apusomonadidae. Bases 1 to 1158 code for a protein of 385 amino acids. The record is from RefSeq and is a predicted model, not a curated record.